Spea bombifrons (plains spadefoot toad) is the source of this 3376-nucleotide messenger RNA. It is a transcript of the gene E2F7, whose product is annotated as E2F transcription factor 7. Gene Ontology annotation, biological process: regulation of transcription by RNA polymerase II. Gene Ontology annotation, cellular component: RNA polymerase II transcription regulator complex. Lineage: Eukaryota; Metazoa; Chordata; Amphibia; Anura; Pelobatidae. The transcript is spliced from 13 exons. The record is from RefSeq and is a predicted model, not a curated record. Gene Ontology annotation, molecular function: DNA-binding transcription factor activity, RNA polymerase II-specific; RNA polymerase II cis-regulatory region sequence-specific DNA binding. Bases 184 to 2685 code for a protein of 833 amino acids.
AGCGGGAUGUUAACUUAUGUUAAGUGUUUAAGUUCUAUGGGACUACGUGCGAAAUGACCUGGCGAUACCUACAGUGAGCAGCGCUGUACCGACUGCCUCCAGCUCACCGAUCUGGGCUUCAUCUAAUCAGUCCGCAACCGGGCCGUACAACACCCUUCAUUUUGUAUGAGUUACUCGUGAGAGAUGGAUGUAAUGAGUUGUUUAACACUAAAAGAUCUGAUCACGGCCAAAAAAUCUAAAGUGGAUCAAGUGAUGGAUGAAAGGAGUGCCCAGAAGGAAAACUUGUUUGAGAGAUUUAGGAUAAGUCCAAGGGCUGCUUUGAAAGCGGAGCCAAUCGACUUAUCGAAGCAAAAAUGUUUUACUCCAGAGAGAAUCCCAGUCACCCCAGUAAAAAUAUCAGACAGGCCACUAGCUGAGCCUUGGACCCCCACGGCCAACCUGAAGAUGCUCAUUAGCGUAGCAAGUCCUGAAAUCCGGGAUCGAGAAAAGCGAAAAGAACUCUUCCGUCCGAUCGAAAAUAAUGAACAGGAUGAAGUGGUUCCUGAGACUCCGUUUGAUGGGGUUGAUGACCUUGAUGAGUUGGAAAAGAGACCAAGCAGAAAGCAAAAAAGUUUGGGGCUACUAUGUCAAAAGUUUUUAGCUCGAUAUCCUAGCUACCCCAUGUCAACAGAGAAGAUGACUAUUUCUUUGGAUGAAGCUGCCUCAAGCCUUGGGGUUGAGCGUAGACGUAUUUAUGACAUCGUGAAUGUACUGGAGUCCCUGCAUCUAGUGAGCCGUGUAGCUAAGAAUCAAUACUGUUGGAAUGGCCAGUGCAACUUAAAUGAGACACUACAAAGACUGCAGAUGGAUGGGGAGAAGCAGAAAUAUGGAGCACAGAUUGCUUACUUUCAGCAAAAGGAUCUGGGUGUGAAAUACAAGUUAGGGGAGGGAAACGAAACAUCCACGGAGAAUCGUAUGGCUCCCUUCCUAGAAUUCUCUGAAGCAGACUGCACUUCUGCAUCUGCAAGCAGUCGUAAGGACAAAUCACUGCGUAUCAUGAGCAAAAAGUUUGUCAUGCUGUUUCUUGUAUCCACAACCAAGAUAAUCACUCUUGAAAUAGCAGCCAAAAUCCUAAUUGAGGAGAGCCAGGACGCUGCAGAUCACAGCAAAUUUAAAACAAAAGUGCGGCGACUGUAUGACAUUGCCAACGUGCUGACUAGCCUUGGACUCAUAAAGAAAGUGCAUGUGACUGAAGAAAGAGGACGAAAGCCAGCAUUUAAAUGGAUUGGGCCUGUUGAUUUUGUACCUGACAACGAACAAAGGAUGGAAGUCACAUCAACUACUCCAUCUCCAAACUCCAAAAGUGAUUCUUCCGUUAUCGUUCCAUCAUUCAGCAAAACUCAGUCCAGCGACAGUGUAAAGAGGAAAAUCUGCUGUGAGCCAAGCAAACCCCGUAAGGUGCAGAAAGUUUGUAUUCAGGACAAAGACUCCUAUGCCUCGAAAAUGGCACGUUUGGCAGCUAUAUGUAGACAAGAAGUUGAAGAUUCCAAAAACAACCAUUGUGAAUCUAUGAGAAAUGGUGUCCCGCUUCCCUUCUCUGUUGUUUUACCUGUUCCCAUGGACACUGAAUGCCCUGUUCAACCUGGGCUGUCUGUGUCUCAGAAGAGAAUAAACGGACACAUUGCUGCUUCACAAUCGGAGCCCAGCAAUCACGGUUUUCUGCCAAAUCAGCCAUAUAUGUAUGUUCCUUCAAGCUCUGUGCUAAUGCUGUGUGGAAACCUUCCUAAAGAGAAAGCAUUGGACCCUGCAUCGGACGGUCAGACAACACUAGAUUUGCCAAAGGAGGCCGCCAGUAAAUCUCCAGCAUCUGAUAACAAGCAUUUAAAGAGACAAUGUACUGAUGCAGAGGAGUCUCCACUCUCAUUGGUACUACCAAAAAAAAUAUCCAGGGUGAACAAAAAUGCUGAGUUUGAGAGUGCUCCUCCCCACAAGUCCCCAAAUCACGAAGAGAACAGUGAAACGGUUACCAUGCAAACGGUGCAGCAGAAAAUGCUGGAAGAUAAGGAUGGGUUGAAGAAUAAUGAGCAAGAAAACCUCAAUCCUUCUGCAUUGCCGCAGUAUCUCUAUGUUCCAUCAGGAGCUGGUUUAAAUGGAUUUAGUUUCCUUCUUCCUGCUAGUCAAGCUGCAGGCGCUUUGGGUAUCUCUCAAAGCCAUCUAGCAUCCCUUAAUGUUCCUUAUGUCAUGGUGCCAUCCACAGCCUUGUCGUCAUUCCCGUUUUUCUGCUCCCAUACGGUUCCCAACUCUUUGCCUUCUGUUUCAAGUCCUGGGGGUAUGAAUUACAACCCUCCUACUGUAACCCCAUCUAGCCAUUUAAUGAUCAGCACUCAAUCUGCACCACCGCAUGAACCCUCUACAGACCCGAGACCCAAUCUUCCUGCUAUGAAUGGGAAGCCUUUACCUACAUCCUCUGCGGCUUCCGUUAACAAAGAAUCACCUGUUAGUUUGGGCCAGCCAAUACUUUCAUUGCAGAAGUCACCCUCUCCAUCAACGCCCAAGAAUAUUCGCCCAGUUCACAAAGGCACCUUCUUUGAAACACCUGGCAGUGCUCAAGCUUCCGUGUCUUUGCGGAAAAGCGAAGGGACCAGAUCCAGGACCUCCAGCUCCGCUCAGAGGCGGUUGGAAAUUGGCAGCAGUGCUAGCGAUUGACCCCUUUUCUGAGUUUCCUCUUCAUCGUCCAUUUUGCGGCGUAGAAUCCAAAAAUUAAGGAACCAAUUGUAUUGUGAUGUAUUAGCCUAAGCUACCGGUUUUCUAGGUAGAGCUUCUAUUUACUGAAUACUGACUUCAGCAGACAUGAGAUGGACAGGCACUAUUGUGAGGCGGUUAAUAAGAACCAAACCCAUCCAGCACUUGAACUAAUUUUAAACAUCUGCCCAAAGAUGGGCAGAACAUUAAAUGGCCUUGAAGAACUUGGACUUCCAUACAUUUGUUUCAUAAGGCAAAAAAACUUUGCAUGAAGGACUCAUCCCAGUAUCUAACCGUUUGUGAGUUCUGGGAAGACCCUCGUCUCUGGUGCUACAUGCUAAAGACCACGUUAAUAGGAGUAACGUAUGCUUAUUACUUGAAUUGUUGUUUCGUUUUCCAUCUUCGGAGAAGCUAAAAGAUAUUUUUAGUGUUAACGAAUGUAUGCUGCUUUAAAAAAGGCCUAAAUAGCUGUGAAUGUAUUUUAUUAGUAUUAUUUGUUUGUUUAGCCCGACGGGCUAUAGGGUUGAAAAACCUAGCUGUUGACAAUGUUAACUUUGUUUUUGCCUUGCCACACAUUUGACACUUAUUUGUAUUUAUUUAUUCCUCCUCCAAGAGGAAAAGUAACCUGAAAUAAUUCAUUAAUGGUAAAUUGAAA